Molecule: messenger RNA, 1332 nt
Organism: Andrographis paniculata
Lineage: Eukaryota; Viridiplantae; Streptophyta; Magnoliopsida; Lamiales; Acanthaceae
Product: 2-alkenal reductase (NADP(+)-dependent)-like
Exons: 5
Coding region: 150-1193 (347 amino acids)
Molecular function (GO): 2-alkenal reductase [NAD(P)H] activity
Source: RefSeq, a predicted model, not a curated record
AUAUUUUUGAGAUCAGAAUUCUUAUCUCAAAAAUUAAUUCUCACACCACACGAAUCCAAUUUGAGCAAUCGUUUUCCCAUUUCCAACCCGUCGGCAGCAGCACAGCACACUAGAAGAUUCUCGAGAACCAAUUGCGAGGAGGAGCAGCUAUGGCGGGGGAGACAGUGAGCCGAGAGAACAAGCAGGUGCUGCUCAAGGACUACAUCACGGGUUUCCCAAAGGAGUCCGAUAUGGUGCUCAAGAAAUCCACCAUCGACCUGAAAAUCCCCGACGGAACUAACGGCGUCGUUUUGGUGAAGAAUCUGUACCUCUCCUGUGAUCCCUACAUGCGCAAUCGCAUGAGCCAUACCGUUGGAAGUUACAUCAACUCCUUCACCCCUGGCUCUCCGAUGGCGGGGUAUGGAGUGUCGAGAGUAAUUGAGUCUUCAUAUCCCGACUUGAAGAAAGAUGAUUUAGUUUGGGGAUUCACCGGGUGGGAGGAAUACAGCCUUAUUACUAAUCCUGCCACAUUGUUCAAAAUUCAAAACACAGAUGUGCCUCUCACUUACUAUACUGGGCUGCUCGGAAUGCCUGGCAUGACGGCUUAUGUUGGCUUUUAUGAGAUUUGCACUCCGAAAGAGGGUGAGUCAGUCUUCAUCUCUGCAGCGUCUGGAGCUGUUGGUCAGCUUGUCGGACAGUUCGCAAAGUUGAUGGGGUGUUACGUUGUUGGAAGCGCCGGCAGCAAAGACAAGGUCGAACUCUUGAAGAACAAGUUAGGAUUUGACGAUGCAUUCAAUUACAAAGAAGAGGAGGACUUAGCAGCAACUUUAAAGAGGUAUUUCCCGAAGGGCAUCGACAUAUACUUCGAGAAUGUGGGAGGGAAGAUGCUGGAUGCCGUGCUUCUCAACGCGGCGCUACACUGUCGUGUUGCUGUGUGCGGGAUGAUCUCCCAGUACAACCUCGAUCGCCCCGAACCCGUGCGCAACCUCUUUACUCUCGUAAGCAAACGAGUUCGUAUGGAGGGAUUCAUGGUCGGCGACUAUUACCACCAGUACCCGAAGUUCCUCGACCUCGUUCUUCCUCUUAUCAAGAAUGGAAAAAUCACUUACAUCGAAGACGUAGCUGAAGGCAUCGAAAGCGCACCUGCUGCUCUUGUCGGACUGUUCUUGGGUCGCAAUGUUGGAAAACAGGUCGUCGCUGUCGCACCCGAGUAGGCGAGGCUUCGAGCCGUCAAAUUACCUGAAUUGAGUGUUGUACUAUAGAGAAGGAUCUGUGUAUGUUGGUUUGAAAGACAUCACUCUGUCGAAUCAUGCGAAAAAACUUGAAAAAGGGUAAUAAGUCGCUUGUUGGAAA